Molecule: messenger RNA, 3643 nt
Organism: Gadus morhua (Atlantic cod)
Lineage: Eukaryota; Metazoa; Chordata; Actinopteri; Gadiformes; Gadidae
Product: metalloproteinase inhibitor 3
Exons: 5
Coding region: 147-788 (213 amino acids)
Biological process (GO): negative regulation of endopeptidase activity; response to cytokine; response to hormone
Cellular component (GO): extracellular matrix
Molecular function (GO): protease binding; metalloendopeptidase inhibitor activity
Source: RefSeq, a predicted model, not a curated record
CGCGCCUUAGCCUGUCACUUAGACAUCGCAGGAGCAGCGCUGACAGACAGGCCAACACGCACACACACACUCGGACGUACUCUCUCUCCGCGCACGGUUAACCUGUUCCUCGGACCGAAAAGGGAAACGCUUAAGUCUCAGCAGCCAUGCGGUCGAUCUACCCCCAGCUCUUCAGCGUGCUGUUUGUGUUCACCUGUCUGCAGCUCCACUACACAGAGGGCUGUACGUGCGCCCCCUCGCACCCGCAGGAUGCCUACUGCAACUCGGAGAUAGUGAUCCGGGCCAAGGUGGUCGGCAAGAAGCUGGUGAAGGAUGGCCCCUUCGGCACCAUGAGAUACACGGUGAAGCAGAUGAAGAUGUACAAAGGCUUUGAGAAGAUCCAUCACGUCCAGUACAUCUACACGGUCGCCUCGGAGAGCCUGUGUGGCGUCAAGUUCGACAUCAACAAGUACCAGUACCUGAUCACAGGGCGCGUGUUCGAGGGUAAAUUCUACACGGGCCUGUGCAACUUCAUCGAGAAGUGGGAGCGCCUGACCCUGGCGCAGAAGAAGGGCUUCAACCACCGCUACCAGCUGGGCUGCGGCUGCAGGAUUAAGCCCUGCUACUACCUGCCCUGCUUUGUGACCUCCAAGAACGAGUGUCUGUGGACCGACAUGCUGUCCCACUUCGGCCACCCCGGCUACCAGUCCCGCCACUACUCGUGCCUCCAGCAGAAGGAGGGCUACUGCAGCUGGUACCGGGGCCUGAUCUCACGCGACAAAACCAUCAUCAACGCCACCGACCCCUGAUCCUAGCUAGCACACCCCCACGGUCUGCCAAACCACCAACAUCAACCCCAACCCCAACCCCACCUCCAGCUCCCCAGCAAAACAGGCCCCCUUUACUCACAUCUUUGCUGUUGCCUGGUUCCCCCCCCCCCCCCCCCCCCCCCUCCACCAUCUCCCUCUCCAGCCCUCCCCCCGAUCAAAUCUCUAUACAACCAUGAGACUGUAAAGGUCCCCUUGUUGGGUGAGUGCAUUCCUUGAGAGAGUGGAGGGAGGAGGAAGAGGAGGGAGGGAGGGACACAACUUCAUAACAGUGCCUGUCUCAAAGCCCUUCUGAUGAUCCGAAAAUACCAGUUUUAUUUUGGGUGUACUGACAGCUUCCAUCCUUUGUUUCGACACGCCCCACGUUUGUUGGUUCCCCCCACGGGGCCCAUUUCACAUAAAAAGCGCAGUUUGGCCGGUUCCUGUAGGGCUUGAUGUUGGAGGGACUUUUAAAGCUGGUCACUUUUGAAAACACUUAAGAGCGUUGGGUGAGGUCAGAGCCGAGCCAACCUUAGCUUAAAGCGAGAAUCACUAUGUAAAUUUGCUGUACAAAGCUAACUAGCUAGAGAGCUACAUGCUACAAACAUUUACGAUGCAGUCCUGCACAGUACUUAGCCACAACAACACAGAUACCAUGCUAGGUCACAGAUAACAUUCUAGGUCACAGAUACCAUGCUAGGUCACAGAUACCAUGCUAGGUAUGUCUCUCUGUCGGUUGUACCUCUUAGCUUAGCUUGAACGAAGAGACGUUUCCAAGGGUUUAUAUUGGUAUUCUAUAUUUAAUAUUAGCAUAGUUUCACAGUGAAGUAUAUAUAUUAUAUCUUUAUUUUGUUCACAGUUUCAACUGUAACAUGUUUUUUAUUUAUGGAUAGAGUCUGAUUUCCUGCCUUUUGGUACUGUCACUAAUGUGUUCUGUCAUAACUCAACUCAAAACGUUGAACAGUUUCUGAAUAACCGUUGAAAUAAGUAUUCAUCCUGUUUUUUGUUUGUUUUUAUCAGCUUUUGUAAACAUAUCUGUUACAGUGCCAUUGCAGGAAAGAAAGAUAUAUUUUUAGAGGGAUGGUUAUAGUAUAUUUUUCAGUUUAUGAACAAACUACAAAAAAAGGCCUAUCCAAUCAUCCGGAACCUCUGCAUUUAUUUGCCAGACUAUUUACAGAGACUGUAACCAAACCAGAAUUCAGAAGAUAGCAGCUGGGCUAAAAGCUACGGCAACCGCCACAGCAUGCUAAGCUAGCUAUGUUUUGGAACUAGCUUAGCAUCAAGUGUGUCUCUGUGCCACUGAUCUUUAAACUAUGGCCGUCGUUUGAAUCACCUUCAGAAGAUGUUUGAAAUGAUGUUGCACAAGUAUGUCAUGUUCACGUACCAAAUCCACAGCAUAGGGUAAAGCAGAGGUUUCAGACAAAUAUAUAUGUUUUAUAAGUGUAUAUUCCAUAUGAUGUAUUUAACUAUUUGAAAAUGAAAAAGAAAGUUACAACAUUGUUACUCCCAAUCCUUCCUCAAUGUUUUUUAGGAAGAGGUUCAUGUGUUUGUUAUUGUUAUUACUUCAAGUUCAGUCACUUCAAUCCAUUCCAAACAUCGUCACACACAGGCCACGUCAUAGCGGUGGACUCCAGCCCCCAGAUAUGUACUAUACACAGGACUCAAGUUUCUCUUUCUUAACUCCUUUGCUAUGAACACUGACGACAAAAUACCAGUUAACCCUUCAACGUUCAACGUCUGCAUGCGACAUUGUAUCCCGUGAGGCUGGUUAAAAGUCAAACCUCUUAUCUUGUUUACUGCAUUCAUUUCCUGUGUUUCCUCUCUGCUCAAGGCCUUGGUGUAGCAUGCGACUAAAUAUCCGCAAGAGUUUCUGUUUCACGUUCGAUUCCUCUACAGUUUAUUAUAAACCAGUAAGUCUUCCAAGGCCACUUGGGGUGGAAAUGCAUCCCUUCAGCUGAGCCUUGCCACUUUGGAGUUAAAGAAAGUGCUAACUUAUUAAGAUAAAAGGAUUAAUCAACGUGAAAUGAAAUGUUGAAGUGUUGUCUGGUUGCCUCAAACGCUAUAAACACCUCCUCUUAAUCAAGCCAAUAUCGUGCCAGAUCAAAGCUUCCCUUUGUAGAAACCGUCCAACUUGGAACAGAUAGUUUGGCUCUGCCUCGAGACAGUUGGGCUAUCGUCAAAGAAAAGGAAGUGAAUUAGAUGAAAAACCAAGAAUUCAGGGGAGUAAACGGUAGUAAAAUACAACUCCCCAGAUGUCUCGUGCUUCGCGGCGGGGCUAAUUGCCCAGCUGUAGCGCUCGUCUCGUAAAUGUUGUGUUUUCUCUUUUGUUUUUGUGUAAAUAUGCCGACCGCUUCGAGAGGCACUGUGUACGGUUCUAUGGUGUUGCUGUUUACAGAGCGAGUACACAAACGCUUAAUACUGCAAUCUAUCUUACAGUUUAUCUUCCCCCCCAUGUGAGUCCUGCUAGCUUAUUUUGUCGGUUGGGAGUUGCAACUCGCCAGGGCAGGGUGAACAGAUAGAAUCCCUGUGUCUAUCAUUAUUUAAAUGUUAUGUGUAUUUAUCAUGUUGGUUUGACUUGUGGAACACUUGCGGUCGAGGACAGAGCGAAUAUAAUAAAUAAACACUCUAUUCCAACAUAUUAUGGUUUAGAAGAAGACAACAUUUACAAGGUUUCCCCCUUGAAGAAACAAAAUGGUGGAGUGCAUUAGCGAUCGAAGAAGUAGCAAGCGCCGUCACUGUACAGUCUGUGUGUUCCCUGGUUCCCAAAGGAGCCAAAGUUUCCAUGUAUGGGUAACAAAGUAUGACUUAAUUUCUUGCGUUUUUAUAUUUUUAUAAUAAAGUUUUAAUGAAAAGGGCAA